Plasmodium knowlesi strain H is the source of this 558-nucleotide messenger RNA. RefSeq names its product conserved protein, unknown function. The transcript is spliced from 4 exons. Bases 1 to 558 code for a protein of 185 amino acids. Lineage: Eukaryota; Apicomplexa; Aconoidasida; Haemosporida; Plasmodiidae. The record is from RefSeq and is a predicted model, not a curated record.
AUGGCUAGCUCUUCGGAGAAGCAGGAGGAAAUAAUUAAUUUGAAGGAUGCCUUCAAUCUGAGCAUUCUAAACAGGGAAAAUACCUUACUAAUUAAUAAUGGAAACGAUGACGAAUGUUUUCCGCAUGCUAUUCUGAUGGACCGGAGGAGUAUCGACCUCUUUAAUAUGGAUUUGACAAAGUACCAAAAAAGCGAGUACAGAAGAAUUUUUAAUUUGAACUCACGACAACUUACUGACGAACCAAAAUUUACGUCUGAACCUUCGGCAAAUGAAAAAUCAUCGGAUGCUGAAGAUAUGGACAAAAAAAAAAAAAAGGAGGAUAGCACUUUAAAGCCUCGAAUUCAUACCAUUUUGAGUUUCUUUGUGCCAUUUAUAGGCUGCCUGUCCUAUUUGUUUAGUUUAAAAUAUGAUGAAUCUUCGCCUAGACGCAAAUAUGCCAGUCGAGCGCUGUGUGUUGGCAGCGCCUUGAGCGUCAUUUACUCCUUUGCCCUAUGUUCCUUGUUGGGUCACUAUGUUUAUCAGUAUAACUCUGAAGACUUCUAUGGAUAUACAUAUUAG